AUGGCUGUGACUUUUUUCAGAUGGUGCGAUGAGGCUGCGUCGCUUGGACCGCUGCAUUUGGAUCUCACAGACCUCGUGGAUGAUCGGCAUUCGCCCAACGAAAUUGUCGGGGCUGACAGCGUACGGAGAGCUUUGGUCCGAUUCACAGAAGCGAUAUACUUCUUGAAUGUCAUUGCUUUCGAAACCGAGCUGAAGGCGCAAGGCAAGCAGCAGCCUCAAGAUGCUGGCUGUGGAGGUGACACAGCCUGGGCGAAGGCAUGUGGAGAACCCAUGAGCACCUGUGAGGUCAGCCUCCUUCAAGUCAUGAAGGUGCUUCCCCAUGACACGGAAAUUACAUUGAACGCGUUGAGAAAUACCGCGAGGCUGGGCCGUGCUGCCAUGAGUUCUCGCCAGCUUUCGGCUACACAAUUUGAUGAAGUUUGUCAGCUAGCAGCCUCUCUGGGUCUAGCAGAUGUGUGCAACAGACGUUGCGGCGCAACAGGAGGCAGGCAGCAGCGUGUGCUUGUGAAGCGUGCGUUGACAGAAGUUACCAAGAAAGCUCAGACUCAGAAAGAACCCGUGUUUGAACUCGCUUCCUGGCUGUUUGUGCAGAUGGCUAGUGGAGGUCCUGAAGCACCUGAAUCUCCCGAACAAUGUGCUGAAGCCCAGCCUGAAGAAGUCGCGGUGGUGAUGAGCCCUGAAAGCAAGGUGAUGCGGCGCGCUCUGUUUGCGGAGCUAGGCAAUAUGGCCAUGCAACUCGUUUGCAUUUUGGAUGACAUGGACGAUAAGUUUGAGGAUGACCCUUCUUUACUUGUGGAAAUGAACCUGAGCCGGGAAGAAGUGAACCGCACCUUGCGAUUCCUGCGCAAAUUGUCAGACAAAGCUCGGGAUGCUCAAAGUGCCAUCUUGGACGAGUUGGUGGAAAACUUAGACCCUGGCCGAGCUCCUGAGCCCACUGCUGUGACACACAGCAACAUACAAGGAGAACGCGGUGUUGCGGGGGGACGGCUGGAUGUGAGAGUGCAAGCCAACGCUCUGACAAAGAGCAACACUCCUGUGCAGGCUACG
Molecule: messenger RNA, 1047 nt
Organism: Durusdinium trenchii
Lineage: Eukaryota; Dinophyceae; Suessiales; Symbiodiniaceae
Source: the annotation of a GenBank genome assembly